This is a messenger RNA of Triplophysa dalaica, 749 nucleotides long. Its product is annotated as L-rhamnose-binding lectin CSL2-like. The record is from RefSeq and is a predicted model, not a curated record. Lineage: Eukaryota; Metazoa; Chordata; Actinopteri; Cypriniformes; Nemacheilidae. Gene Ontology annotation, molecular function: carbohydrate binding. The transcript is spliced from 10 exons. The coding region runs from base 9 to 749 and encodes 246 amino acids.
UGAAAAAAAUGGCUCAGACUCUAUAUUUCAGUCUUCUUGUCAUUGCUCUCUGUUCAAUAUCUGAAUGCAUUGGUCUGAGAUUAAUCCACUACAAUGGUGCACCAUCAAGGAGUGUAGUUACCUGUGAAUCCCAAACUGCCUUCCUCAACUGUUACCAGGGAACUAUAAAAGUCCUUUCAGCCAAUUAUGGGCGUACAGACAGACAGACCUGCUCUACUGGAAGACCUUCUUACCAGCUCUCAAAUGUUUGCUGCACUCAGAGUACGUCUCUAAGUGUGGUGGCCGUUAGAUGUGAUGGAAAGACGAGUUGUUCCAUUGUUGCGGAGAAUGCAGCUUUCAGGGAUCCUUGUUAUGGAACUUAUAAAUACUUGACUGUGUCUUACAAGUGUGUUGCACCUCCACCACCACAAACACGUGUACCAAAGGUUGUAGUUACCUGUGAAUCACAAACUGCCUUCCUCAACUGUUACCAGGGAACUAUAAAAGUCCUUUCAGCCAAUUAUGGGCGUACAGACAGACAGACCUGCUCUACUGGAAGACCUUCUUACCAGCUCUCAAAUGUUUGCUGCACUCAGAGUACGUCUCUAAGUGUGGUGGCCGUUAGAUGUGAUGGAAAGUUUGUUGAAAAAGCCUCACAGAUUCAGAAGGACGGAAGUUCUCCAGGAACAGAGUUGGUCACACCUGCCCUAGGUGCUGUUUCUAUCCUCAAACCGUGCAUUGAAUGUGUUCAGCUCAAGACAGUGGCGUAG